This is a messenger RNA of Wallemia mellicola CBS 633.66, 1080 nucleotides long. Its product is annotated as Coproporphyrinogen oxidase. Bases 97 to 1068 code for a protein of 323 amino acids. Gene Ontology annotation, cellular component: mitochondrial intermembrane space; cytoplasm. The transcript has 2 exons. NCBI's taxonomy places the organism in Eukaryota, Fungi, Basidiomycota, Wallemiomycetes, Wallemiales, Wallemiaceae. The record is from RefSeq and is a predicted model, not a curated record. Gene Ontology annotation, molecular function: coproporphyrinogen oxidase activity.
UUUUCGACUAUAUUAGCUACUGGCGCAUCUGCAUCAACAAUACUAUAUUAUAACUACACUCCAAUCGAAUGUCAACAAGAUCGUAUGCGAGAUAAGAUGUCAAUUUAUGUAAAAGACCUCCAAUCGAGGAUAGUUGAGGGUAUAACGAAACUAGACGAUAGUAAAACACCUUUUAGAGUUGAUAAGUGGCAAAGGAAAGAAGGUGGUGAAGGUAUUAGUUGUGUUUUACAAAAUGGUAAUCACAUAGAAAAAGCAGGCGUUGGCGUCUCGAUUGUACACGGUAAUUUACCACCUGCAGGUAUUUUACAAAUGAGAGCUAAUCAUAAAGGUAUUCCCUAUGAUCCAGAUAGUAAUGCAUCUUUACCAUUCAGUGCUGUUGGUUUAUCAUUGAUUAUACACCCAAGGAAUCCAUUUUGUCCAACAGUACACGCAAAUUACCGUUAUUUCGAAUUAUACGCAAAGAAUUCUGAUCCAUCGGAUAGCUCAACUCAGCCUAUCUUCUCCUGGUUUGGCGGUGGUAGUGAUCUCACACCUAUAUAUCUCAACCAAGAUGAUGCUAAACAUUUUCACUCGGUCAUCAAGCACGCUUGUGAUAAACAUGAUAGUACAUUCUACCAAGACUUUAAGCAGUGGGCUGAUAAAUACUUCUAUAUACCACAUCGUAAAGAGUGUAGAGGUGUUGGUGGUAUAUUCUUCGAUGAUCUUACACCUGGCUCUGAGCUUGCUAGACGAAAGUCACCGGAAGAGUUAUUUGGAUUUAUACGAGAAUGUGGUGACUCAUUCCUCAACUCUUAUGUACCAAUUGUUGAAAAAAGGAAAGAGAUACCAUACACUGAACAACACAAACGCUGGCAGGAGCUGCGUAGAGGAAGAUACGUUGAGUUUAACUUGGUACACGAUCGUGGAACGAAGUUUGGUUUAAAUGCAGGAGGAGCUCGUAUAGAGAGUAUACUUAUGAGUUUACCAUCAACUGCUCGUUGGGAGUACAUGACAGAUGUCGGUACACUCGAAAAUACGCCUGAGGGAGAAUUUCAACGCAUACUUCAAAAUCCAGUCGACUGGGUUUAGAGUAUCUAAAAU